AAGGUUCUGGAUCAUUUUUCAUGGGUCAACAGCUUCGUGUAUCAAUUCUGAAAGAAAAUAUAUGAGCUAGAGCCAUUUGUACACAUUGAUCGCUACUAUCGCUACUCACCAUAAAAGUUACAGUAAACAUCCAGUACUUUAGAACAUCUGAUUGGUCAGUGCUAACGACAGCAUUGUAAAAGUAAUUAAAUCCAGUACAUUUGGAACUGGUCAGUGCUAAAGGCAACAUUGUGACAGCAAUAAAAUCCAGUUCGCUGAAGACUGGUCCGUGCUAAAGACUGCAUUGUGAAAGUAAGAAAAUCCAGUACAUGUAACACUGGUCAGUGCUAACGACAGGCAUUGUGAAAGUAAAAAAAAAUCCAAAAAUCGAAUUUUAAAGAAAACUGUACAUUAAACAAUAGUCAGUGCAAAGACAUUACCUCACCACCACCUCUUUUAAAACUAAUUGUAUUUAUAUGAUCACAGAUACGAAUUAUAAUUGAACAUCUCGUAAACCUCAUAUAUUUGUCAAGAUUCCCUUAUUUUUCACAAAUAAGUCAUUUUAUUUGUAAACAGAAAAAAAAUCUAAAAAUGCCGAAACUUAAGAACAAAUCAUAUGCUAAAAAAAUUAAGGAAAAAGCAGUAUCGAUGAGGAAAGUACGUAAUAAGUUGAUCAAUGAAGAAAAUUCUUUAGAUAAUUCCGAUAAUUCAGCAAGCUCCACCCGUAAUGACAUCGUAGACACCACCUUGAUGAAAAAAUCAGUAACAGAAGUCGAUUUCAAAGGAUAUAACCACUUUUAUAAAAUUAUUCUUGGCGACUUUUCUCAAUUCUCAAGCGAAUUUAAGUUGCCCCAUCACCAAUGUACUGCAAUGGCAGCGUUAGCGUUAGCAACUGCUACUUUUAAACCCGUUAUUUCUUGGAAUUCUCGUGAUCUUAAUAGCAUACUUCGUGAAGGUCAAACCUAUUACGAAAAAUGUAUCUUAUAUCAAUUUGAUUUAAAUUCGAAAUAUAACGAUACAUUUUUAGAAGCAAUACAUUUACUUCCAAAUGUAGAACUUUCUUUAAGAAAAAUCGAUAUGUUUGUUAAUUUAACUGAGUGUCGCGGGGGACGACUGGUAAAAGAUUUUUUCGUUGAUGCUGUUCACAAUUUCGAAUCAUGUCAAUUUACAUAUGGAAUAAUUACAUGUAAAGAACAAUCGUAUGGAUUGAUAAGAUUACAAAAUGUAGAUGGCUCUUCACAUUAUGCAUUUUUUGAUUCUCAUGGUCGUACAUUGAAUGGUAACAGUAAUGGGUCAAAAUCAGCAAUUAUAUUCUUUGAAAAUGCAACACAUUUCAUCAAUUUUUUUUUAAAAGAAAAUCAGUCAAUUUUACAAUCAAAUAUUGUCAAAAAUAAUGAAGAUGCUGUAAAAGUAAUUUUAGUACCAUUGCAUUUUAUUGAUAUGACUGAAAACGAAAGCAAUAAUUCAUUAUAUCAACCAACACUAUCCAAUGCAUUGAAAGUUAUUUCAGGAAGUUUCGCUCAAAAUGAUAUUCGUUUUAAUAAGAAUUCACGGAACAAACAAUGUACCGCAAAUUCUGUUUUGUUUUUAGCUUUUAUCACAAUUUUGAAACAUAAAAUCAGCAGCGUUGACCUUGAUUCAAUUCUGAUGAUAGGAGAUCAAAUUUACGCAGUUUCCUAUAAUGAAGCUGUUAAAGUUAGAUCACAAAAACCAACAUUAACGAAAUCACAAAUAACAAAUCCACACUUAGCUGCUGAUGAAAUUGAAAAACAAAUUUUUGUGGACAUUGAUCGCUUCAAGCUAAAAAAAUUUAAACUUUCUUCCCAACCAUUAUCUGAUAAGGAAUAUUCUGGGAAUUUUAAUAAAUUUGCAAAAGUAUACAUAGAAAGAUUUUUCAAAGAUUAUGACAGCGGAAUAUUUAUCUGUUCCUCAUUAUCUAUAGCACUUCAUAGGAUGUGUGGUGAAUAUGUCGUAUUUGAUCCACAUGCACGAUCUGCAAAAGGACUUCCACAAAAUGAUGGAACAUCUAACAUUUUCUUCUUUCCGAAUAUAAAGUCACUGUAUGAAUAUUUACGUCGCUCUGGUGGUUACGAUAUUAAUCAUGAAUUUACUUUGACUCCUUUUAUUAUUGAACAUGGAUACAAGGUUCAAAAUUCACAUAUUUCUACAGAAUCAGAUUACGUCACGAAUACACGAAUUACACUAAAAAGAAAAUCAACAGAAAAUUCCAAUGAUCAACUUAUAAAGCGUAUCAAAUUAUCUAAUAAAACCAGGGAACAUAAUAAAUGUAGAAUACAAAAAUAUCGUUUAAAUAUGUCCGUAACGGAAAAAGAGGAAACUAAAAAAAAAAAUUCUGACCAAAAAAAACAAAAACGAGUAAAAAAUAAUAUGAAAAUUCCUUACGAAUGGCCAUCGCCAAUAGAUCAAACUAUUAAGAAAAAAUGUUUAGAAAAUUUUCUUGAUAAAAUGUCUAAAAAAGAAAUCUUACAGAAAACAUGUAGCAUUUGCAACAGAGUAGGAUUCAAUAAGGAUUUCAAGCAAGUUAAAUUCUCAGAUAUAAAAAACAGGGAAUUACUACAAUCGAACCAACAAUUACCACAUAUUCCAGGUCUUCAAGUCUUGUCCAAAGAAAUAAAGCAAACAAAUGAAAAAAAUGAGGAAGCGCCAGAAAAAUAUGCUACUUACGGCAUACAAGAAAACAUUUUCAAUAGUAUUCCAGGCGUAAUUAUAUGUAAAGAAUCUAGUGAUACAACAGUAAUAAACAAAAAGCUUUCUACCUAUAAAGAAUCAGUAUAUAUGAAGAAUUUAUUACAAGGUAAAAAUACCAAUGACAAUACUGAAAUCAAAAACAAAGACUUCACUUAUUUUUGCUAUAAAAAUACAAUACUAUACAAAACUGGAAUAGAUUUAAAAAAUUGUUCCAUGACCGACGAUAGCUUAUGUAAUAUUUGUUCAAAAUGUAUUACUUCUUUAAAUAGAAAAAUACCAACAACUCCAGAUUUUUCGCCAGCAAAUGAUUCGUUCAUAGGGGAUGUUCCAGAAGUAUUACAAAAUCUAACUAUUCCAGAAGAACAGUUAAUAUCAUUAUAUCGUCAUAACAAGUGUAUUAUUAAAAUUCAAGCUAGAACGUAUGAUGCAUCCACAAAACAAUCUAAAAUUAGUGGAAACGUAAUAGUUUUUGAACAAAAUAUAAGUAGUAUAGCUAAAACUCUUCCCUUUACUGAAGACAGUCUUUGUGAUAGUAUAAAAAUAAUUUUUGUUGGGUCAAAUCCUCCAUCCAAAAAAUGGUUGAUUGAAAAUAACCCAUUGUAUAAAGACAUUAAACUUUCCGAAAAAAAUUUAAACAGUCUUCCAAAUGAUGAUAUACCUGACUCUCUAUGGAUCACAAUGGAUUCGAGUACAAACGUACAUGCUUCUAAUUCAUGCCGUUCUGGAUAUGCUAACGAAAAUUUAGAUAACACUGAAUCUAUGAAUGACUCUAAAUUUAAUACAAUAAAUCAUGAAUCAGAUUCUAAUGAAACUGAUGAGAUUGGAGAAACAUUGAUUUCAUUAAGUAGUAGCGCUCUAAUUGAUGUUGAUGGUAUAGACACAUCGACUGGAGAUAUUCAAGAUCAUAUUUUGAAUAAUACUUUUCCAGAAAAACAAGUUAACACGACAGACAAUACCUACUAUAUGAUUCCUCGCAGUGAAAAGCUCGUUAACCAAUAUGAUAACCAUUUAUUACUGUUAGGAUUGUUUCCAACUUUGUUUCCCUACGGAUUAGGAGGGCCAGAUAAUCCAGAUAGAAAAAACAAAACCUCUUAUAAAAUGCACAUACAGUAUUUACUCAGCUAUCAAGAUAAGAGAUUUGAGCGGCACCACAGUUUUAUUUUUGUUGUUUUUAAUAUAUUACAACGCCGUAAUGCAUGUUAUACUGCAAAACUCAUGAUGAAUCAACCAUAUUCACAAUCUUACGCGCAACAAAUAUCCAAUGUAAAAUCAACUGAUGUAGAGGAAGCACUAAAAAUAAUUUCAGAGAAAAACAAAAAUACUACUUUCAAAGUAAAUCCAGAUGUAAAUAGGCUAGUAAAACAAGUAAAGGCUGUAGGUGGAAAUGUACAAGGAAGCGUUCAAGCACGCUCAAAAUUACGAGUCAAUUUACAUUCAUUGAUAUAUAACAAGGGCCUACCUCAUAUUUUUUUAACAAUAAACCCUGCAGACACCUGCAAUCCCAUAUCACUCUAUAUUUGUGGUGUAGACAUUGACUUUGAAAAUGUUUUUAAUAAAUUUCCAUCUGGAUAUGUUAGAUCGCAAAUAACUGCAUCACACCCAGUAUCAACAGCAACUUUUUUUAAUUACUUGAUUGAAAAUAUAAUAUCUGCAUUGAUUAUGGGCGGCGUUCUUGGACCAAUGGAUUCGUACUUUGGACCUGUAGAAAGUCAAGGAAGGGGAAGCCUUCAUGUACACAUGCUCCUUUGGCUCUUACAUAAGCUAAGACCAAAAGAUAUGAUGGAAAAGAUAGCAGACCCAGAAUUUCGAAAAAAUUUAAUAAAAUACUUGGAAGAUAUUGUUAAAGAGACGAUUGGAGACCAUAUCGACGAAUAUGAUGAUAUUAUGGUCAACUCUGAAUCUGAUUAUGAAAAUCUGUCUAAUGAUAUGUCUGAUAAUACUUCCAAAUCUGAAAAAACCAAAUCCCCUGAUCAAAAUUGGAAGUACUUAAAAGGGGAUCUACCAGCUGCCUGCAUUUUUACACCUCAUCCGCGCGAUUUAAACUAUGAACAAAAAUUUGCGCAAGACUUAAUUAAUUUAGUCACUGAAACUAAUAUUCAUCGUCACAAUGCAACCUGCUACAAAUAUGCCAAAUUAACAGAUAAAAAAACAACUUGUAGAAUGCGAUUCCCACGAGCAAAAGUAGAAAAAUCAUCAAUAGAUCCAGAUACUGGAGAAUUGAAAAUGAAGCGAACAAAUGAAUGGCUAAAUAAUUAUAACGAGACUAUUAUUUCGGCAUGUCGAUGUAACAUGGAUAUAAAAUAUAUUUUCAGCGGUAAAGAUGCAAAAGCAUUAUGCUAUUAUAUUACAGAUUAUGUUACUAAAAGUAAUCUGUCUUUUUAUGAUAUAUUCUCAUUAAUACAUAAAGCUGUAAAUACAUUUGAAGAACAAUCGUCUAAUAAUUCAGAUCAAAAUAUAGACAUACUAGAACGUUCCAGAAAACUAAUUUUAAAAUGUUAUAACACGAUAGCUAGUAAAAAUGAAUUAUCUGGUGUUCAAGUAGCUAGUUAUUUAAUGAAUUAUCAAGAUCAUUUUACAAAUCAAACCUUUCAAAAUAUCUUUCUUAUUGGAAUAGAACGUUAUAUACAAACCGGCCUAGAUAGAGUAAAUCAAAUUGAAACUAAUGAUUUAACUGAAGAAAAUAGGGAAUCGAUAAUAGAACUAGAUGAAAACGACGUUCCAUUGGAAGAAGACAUAAAUUUAGAAAAAAAUGAGGAACAAUUCGAAUUAGAACUGAACGCUGACAAGACAAAUUUCGUUCUAAUUAACCAGAGAGUUGACUAUGAACUCAGACCAACAGAAUUAAAUGAUAUAUGUUUAUAUGAAUUUGUUUCAAAAUAUAAAAAGAAAAAAAAAGAUAAAUCAGAUGAAAAACUUUUAAAAGAGCAAGAACAACAAGAAAUGUUUAAGGAAAUGAACUUAGAUAUAGACAUAGACGAUGUGCCACAAAAAACAAAAGGCAGGCCAGCACAAAAAAGAUAUCUUUUCGAUGAAUGUCAUCCACAGACAUCUACACAUAUAUUAGUACAGCGUGUUAAAACAGUAAUACCAGUGCUAGUAGGACCACAAAUUCCUCGAAAAAAUCGAGAAGUUACUCAAGAAAGAUAUUGUAGAUCUAUUCUAACAUUAUUUUUUCCUUGGAGAACAUAUACACAUCUUUGCUCUCCUAAUGAAAGUUGGUUAGAGUCAUGGAAAGAGAAAGAAAAAUAUCUUUCCCACAAAAAUAUCAUUGAUAAUAUAGAACUUUUACAUGAGUGCAAAGAAGAAAAAAAUGAACAUUUAAUCCAGUUAAUAGAGCAGUUGGAAGAAGUAAAUGCAGAGCCACCAUUCUAUACUCGAUUAGACGGAGAAUCUGAAUCUGACGAAGAAAUAGACGAGGAAUUAUCAAAUCUUCUUGAUAUGUGUGAAGAACCAAAUGAUAUUUAUAAUAAAAAAGAUUGUGAAUACAUCAAUUCGACAAUAGAAGCUCUGUCAAAAACUAAUAGAUUUAUAAUAGAUGAAAAUAAAAAUUUUAUUUUUAACUGUGAACCUGAUGAAAUAAUUAAAAACACUGCAAAUCAAACUCGCUCAAGAAGUGCAAAAUUCAACUUAAAGCCAUUAAUAUGUGCCACACAUGAUUUACAUCAAAAAAAUAUUAAAUGGCAACUAUCAUUAAAAUUGGAAAAAGAAAAACGUAGAAAGGCAAUACUUUAUGGUACUUCAGAUGAAACUAAUGAUUCUAACAGUUUUCAUUUUGAUCAAUCAUUCGGUGAUGACAGCAAUAAAAUUCCUGAAGUCGCUGUUCGUUCUUUUAAUGUUACCACACAAGAUUUAAUUAUAAAAAAUUACAGUUUAAAUGAAGAACAACGUCGAGCUUUUAUAAUCAUAACUGAUCAUUUAGACGAAAAAUGUUCUUUCAAUAAUGAUGCAAAUAGGCAAGACCAACUUAUAAUGUGUAUUCCUGCUUCAGCUGGUACAGGAAAAUCUCACUUGACCAAAGCAUUAACUGAAUACUUCAAAAUGACUGAUCGAUUGUCAAUUCUUAGGAAAUUAGCGCCAACUUCUGCGGCAGCUAACGUAAUGGGUAUCGACGGUUUAACAAUGCAGUCAUUUUUACACUGUCGACAACUAACAAAAAUAUCUCAAACUAAAAAAUCGAACAUAGAAAUGGAAUGGAAACAUAUAAAAUACGUUUUCCUUGAUGAAGUUUCUAUGAUAGGAUUAGACACGUUAGCUAAAUUAAGUCGUUUGAUGAGUAUAGCAAAGGAAGAUUGGGCAGAUGCAACAUUACCUUUUGGUGGUAAAAAUAUAGUUUUUUUUGGUGAUUUAUUACAAUAUAAACCAGUAAUGGAUCUACCGGUUUACGCAGACAUUCUGAAACAAGGAUAUGAAUUAAAAAAUAAAAAAGAAAUUUUUAUCGAAAAUCUAACAGAAGAAGAUAAAAUAAUACAACUAGAAGAGGAACACACAAUAAAACAAAAAGAAGAAAAUAUUCAAGCGAAGAAAGAUAAACGACAAGUCAUAAAACUACCAAAAGUGAAUAAUUCACUAAUUAGAAAAAAAGUUGGAAGAGCAUUAUGGUUACAAAUAAAUGAAGUUGUCAUAUUGAAAGAGCAAAUGAGAACAACCGACAAAGUUUUAUUAGAUAUUCAAAAUAGAAUCCGAGAGGGGAAUGCCAAUAAAGAUGACCAUAAUGAAUUAAAAAAACGUAUUGUUAGAAUUGACAAUGAAGUAAAAUCACUGAACGAGUCACCCUGGAAUAAUGCACCUAUAAUAGUAUUUAGAAAUGACUUAAGGACUCGUAUAAACAAUAAAGCAGCUGAAAAAUUAGCAAAGGAUAAUAAAACUCCACUGAUAGUUUGUGUUGCAAAUGACAAAUUUUCUGUUAAUUCAAAGAAAAAUAAAGAAAUUGCACAGUACAUUUUAUCUUUAGAUGAUAACAAAACUCAAAAUCUACCUGGCUAUUUACCUUUAGUAGAAAACAUGUAUGUCACGUUAACAAGAAGCUUAUAUACAGAACUAGGAGUAAGCAAUGGGGCAGUCGGAAUUUUCAAACAAUUAAUUUAUGACGAUCUAGAUUCAGAAAAUAAUGAAAAUGUUAAUACGAAAAUAUUUCCAGAAAAUUCUGUCUACAUUCAUAAACCAGUAUUUGCAUUGAUAGAAUUUAAUAAUACAGACAAUCUUCCAAACUUAGAAAACUUACCACCGAAAAUAGUACCGAUUCCAUUAGAGGAACAAGAAUUUAGUGUUGACAUUUCAAAAAUGUUACCAGUUCCUUUAAGAAAAAGAUGUAUGAGAGCACCAAUUGUAAAGGUAAAAAGAAAGCAGUUUCCUAUAGUACCAUAUUUUGGUGUUACUUCACAUAAAAGUCAGGGUCAAACCAUAAAGAAAGUUGUGGUUGAUUUAAACUUUCCCCCACCACCAUUUCCCAGGGAAAUAGCUACAUCAUACGUACCACUAACUCGCGUAAAAGUAAUGGAUGACCUAGCUAUUUGUAGAGAUUUUCCUCUUUCAAACAUUCAAAUUCCACCAACACGAGAACAAAAAGCAGAGAUUCAACGACUUAAUAAGUUAAAUGAUCACACAAAAUCAAAGUUUGAAAUUAAAUAUCUUUAAUAUUUUAACUAAUGUCAACAAAAAAAAGAUUGCCAAACAGUAUCGUUUUAUAUGUAAAUUUUCAGGGGGUGCCUCAGUAGUUAAAAUUGUUAUGUAAAUUUAUUUUAGGAUAUCCACUGCAUUGCUUGCGUUCUAGUUUACUUUACAAGAUAGCAACGCACUACAAGCAUAUGCGAUACCAUAAACAAAGUUCUGAAACAGGACUGUGCACUGUUAGAAAUAAAAUUUGUAUGGGAUUUUAAAAUUCCGCGAUGCUGAUCAUCGCACCAAACUCUCACCUUAUAAAAUAUUAAAUCUAUACAAAAACUCCUCCAUUUGUCACCUGUCAAUCCUUGUACUUUUGCUUGAAGUGCGUUGUAGCGAGACAAUUGUCCAUUAAAAAUAUCUGUUCUAGUGCUUAUCAAUGCUAUUUACGUAAACGAUCUAAUGUACAAUUUUUCAAAGGUUCAAUUCAGAUUAAAAAUUCGAAAAAUCAAAAUCUAUUUCACAAGAUCAACUAACGAUUUUCCAUAGGAAAAAAUGCUACUUGGAAACUAAAGAUCAAAUGUAAUUGAUUUUCGUAUAAUUCUA
Molecule: messenger RNA, 8892 nt
Organism: Bradysia coprophila
Lineage: Eukaryota; Metazoa; Arthropoda; Insecta; Diptera; Sciaridae
Biological process (GO): DNA repair; telomere maintenance
Molecular function (GO): DNA helicase activity
Source: RefSeq, a predicted model, not a curated record